Molecule: messenger RNA, 801 nt
Organism: Ramularia collo-cygni
Lineage: Eukaryota; Fungi; Ascomycota; Dothideomycetes; Mycosphaerellales; Mycosphaerellaceae
Exons: 1
Coding region: 1-801 (266 amino acids)
Source: RefSeq, a predicted model, not a curated record
AUGCCGGCUUCGAAAAUGUCGCCUCCCCAAAAUGCCACUUUUGGAAGGAAACGCUCCGCCGACGAGCUCGACGCCAACAUUGAGUUGAACUCUUCGCCGGCAUGCGAUGCGACUGCGCGAGGGCCGCCUUCUCCAAAGAAAGUAAAACUCGAAGAGGAUCUCAAUGGCGCGCGCAAGGAUUUCGCAAACGGAGAGACGAUCAGGAAAGGUCUCUCCAAGAGCAUCAUCAAGGAGACUGGCGAUAUGGUCGAGUUGCAACAGCUGAACAAGACCCAGGAACUAGAGCUGCAAAAGCGUCAUGUCCAGCUAAUGGCGCUUCACGACGAGAACGAGGAAUUGCUUCGCAAGGCGAAGAAAGCCGAGAGAGCGCGCAAGGCGCAGGAGGAAGUGGAGGUGGAGGCGGUGGAGGAGAUGAGGAGGAUCAAGGAAGAGCUCAAGAAGGCUCGCAAGGAGAACAACCGAAUCGAGGCCGAAUGCGAGGAAAAGUCUGCCAGCGACGCCAUGAAAGUUGCUUCUUUGCAGAAGAAGAUCGAUAGCAUGGUGAAGGAAGCCCAUAAAGACCAGAAGAAGAUCGAUGGCUUGGAGAAGGAAGUGCACAAGAAGCAAGAAGCACUGAAAGCAUCGAAAAAGGCCGCAGCUAUCGCCAAGGAACUCGCCUCGACCAAGUUGCGCAACGACGCAAGAAGCUUCUCUGGACGAUUGGAGAAGCGGGACGCGAUCAUCGAGCAGCUUGAGAAGGAGCUUAAGACUCGUGGAAUCGAAAUUCCCAAGCGGUCUGUGCAGACAGGACGACCAAAAUGA